Messenger RNA from Helianthus annuus (common sunflower), 2731 nucleotides. Its product is annotated as G-type lectin S-receptor-like serine/threonine-protein kinase LECRK3. Gene Ontology annotation, biological process: recognition of pollen; protein phosphorylation. The record is from RefSeq and is a predicted model, not a curated record. Lineage: Eukaryota; Viridiplantae; Streptophyta; Magnoliopsida; Asterales; Asteraceae. The transcript has a single exon. Gene Ontology annotation, molecular function: ATP binding; protein serine/threonine kinase activity. The coding region runs from base 114 to 2528 and encodes 804 amino acids.
CAUUUGCUAAUAAAUUGAAAAGUCUCCCAACCCCCUCCAAUACGGCCAUUAACUAAAAUGUGGAAAAGAGAAUAGACUUGCGUUCCAAUUACUUUCUUUUUGUUAUAAAAGAGAUGAACAAUGAAUGGUGUUAUUGCAUAUUACAAUUUAAAGAAAUGUUGACUUCCCUAUCACAUAUGGCGAGCUUAAUUGCCUUUGUGCUCACUACUUCCCUUGCCUUUAGUACAGCAAAAUCCCAAUCCAAUUUAACCAGAGGUUCUUCUUUAAAGCCUACUGGUGCCACCACCUCUUGGUUGUCGCCAUCCAGAUUAUACGCAUUCGGUUUCUACCCACAAACAGGCGGCUACGCGAUUGGUAUAUAUAUUGCUGGAAUUCCAGAAAGGACUGUCGUCUGGACGGCUAGUCGUGACACCCUUCCGUUCUCAAGUAAUGCUACUUUGAGAUUCACAUCUGAUGGAAGGCUCGCUGUGGAACAAACACAGGGUCAGCAAAUCAGUUUAUUUGAUACUGUUGGUGCUUCUUUUGCUUCCAUGCAAGAUUCCGGCAACUUUGUGCUCUACGAUUCCACAGGGACGGUACUUUGGCAAACCUUUGACCACCCGACGGACACCCUUUUGCCUGGACAACGUCUCCUACCUGGCCAAAGUUUGUAUUCAGGUGUCUCGGAGACCGACCAGUCAAUUGGUGUGUUCCAGCUCAGUAUGCAAACCGAUGGGAACCUUGUGCAGUACCCAAACAGAGGGACUGAUAAUGGUCCAAAUACAUCUUACUGGAAUACCGGCACAUUUAAAGCUGGACCUAACGUGACACUGAAUCUGGAUUCCAGUGGUUUUUUGUAUAUGUUGCAAAAUUCAACCUUUUUGAUCCGUAAUCUAACUCAAGGAGGAUAUCCUACAAAAGAUGCUAUUUAUGUCAUGAAAUUGGAUGUGGAUGGAAUCCUUAGAUUGUAUUCUCAUGAUCUAAGUGACAUAAACAAGAAUGGAUCCGUCAUAUGGGAAUCCUCACCAAACAAGUGUGCAGUGAAGGGUCUUUGUGGCUUAAAUGGGUAUUGUUUGGGCACAAUAGAUGAUGCAAGAUGUCAAUGUGUACCGGGAUUUGAAGUUGUAAAUCCAAAGCGUUGGACUUUGGGUUGCACGAGAAAAGACACCGUAGAAAGCUGCAAGAUUCAGGAUGCUAAUACGGAAAUCCAGAUGACAAAUUUGGAUCGUGCUCGUUGGGAAGAUGCUGCGUAUCUCAUCCUUAAAGCAUCAACCGGAGAAGACUGUUCAUCUGUUUGCUUAAACGACUGUAACUGCGAGGUGGCAUUGUUCACCGGACAGGAAUGCAAGUUGCAGGGGCUACCAUUAAGAUAUGUGGAAGUGAGCAAUACCGAGUCAACUGUUGGGUUUAUUAAACUAUACACAUCUUCUCUAAAUAAUGGAGCGAAUCGAACUGAUCACUCAACUCAUGUCAAGAAAGCGCAACAAAAGAUGAUCAUGGUUAUCGGGAUUUCACUCAUCUCAUUUGCUGUACUUGUUUUGCUAGUUUCUGGAGUAAUUGUUUACAAAACGCAAGUUUGGGCAUACAAAAAGAUAUCUAAGAAUCUAGAUGUCCAAUUACUCGAGGACACGGGGCCUCGGGCAUUUUCUUAUGCUGCGUUAGAGAAAAUCACAGAUGGUUUUAAAGAAGAGUUGGGUAGCGGAUCAUUUGGGAUAGUUUACAAAGGUAUCAUAGAGAGCACAAUGAGAGAUGUUGCGGUGAAGAAGUUAAAAGAAGAACUAGCACAAGAAGGGGAACGAGAAUUUCAAACCGAAAUGAAAGUGAUUGGGAGAACACACCAUCGUAACCUAACAAGACUACUCGGGUACUGCUGUGAAGGUCCAAAAAGGCUACUAGUUUUUGAGUACAUGACUCAAGGAUCACUUGCAAAUAUACUAUUCGCACCCGAAGAAAGCAAGCCAAAACCGUGUUGGAUGCAAAGAAUUAGAAUGGCGGUUGAUGUAGCUCAUGGUAUCCUUUACCUACAUGAAGAAUGUGAAAAGCCUAUAAUUCACUGUGACAUUAAGCCUCAGAAUAUCCUCAUGGACGAGUAUGGAUGCGCCAAGAUUUCUGAUUUUGGGUUGGCUAAACUACUUGAACAUGAUCAAUCCAGAACCUCCACCUUGAUAAGAGGAACAAGGGGUUAUCUUGCACCUGAAUGGCACAAGGGGCUACCUAUAACGGUUAAGGUGGAUGUAUAUAGCUUCGGGAUUGUUUUGUUUAAUAUUUUAUGUUGUCGGAGGAAUGUGGACAACAAUCUUCCUGAGAGUGAAGCCAUUCUUGAAGACUGGGUGUAUGACUGUUAUGAAGCAGAUGAUUUAUUGAAACUUGUAGAUUAUGAUGAGGAUGUAGAAAAGAAGAGAUUCGAACAAAUGGUCAAAAUAGGGCUUUGGUGUCUUCAAGAGGAGCCAUCUCUUCGCCCUUCGAUGAAGAGAGUGGUGUUGAUGCUUGAAGGGACGGUAAAAAUACCAGCACCUCCCAAACCUACUUCAUUCCUUAGUGUCGUUUAGCUUACAAAACCAGAUAAAAACAUCAUUCUGUUUCACAUUACUUUGGUUUAUCAAGUGUGUAUUUAAAGGAAAUUCUUAGAGCAGACUGUUAAUUAGGUAGUUAUGCAAUUCGUUUUGAGUUUUACAAUUAUAUAUAACUUGGCAUCAUAGCAGGCAGUCUGUUCCAACAACUACCUUUGAUCAAUAAUCUCAAUAGUAGCUCA